Molecule: messenger RNA, 887 nt
Organism: Oncorhynchus tshawytscha (Chinook salmon)
Lineage: Eukaryota; Metazoa; Chordata; Actinopteri; Salmoniformes; Salmonidae
Product: dedicator of cytokinesis protein 7-like
Exons: 5
Coding region: 138-872 (244 amino acids)
Biological process (GO): small GTPase-mediated signal transduction; positive regulation of GTPase activity
Cellular component (GO): cytosol
Molecular function (GO): guanyl-nucleotide exchange factor activity
Source: RefSeq, a predicted model, not a curated record
AGGAGGAACACUGGGAUCCGCACCUUGGCGUGGUGAUACAAGGAAGCGAACUCCAGCAGGACAACAAACGUAUCGAAGUGCAGGAGUGUGUGAGAGAGAGAGAAUAGUUCGAAGACUACACUAAAUGGGGACGCGAAAUGGCAUCUUCAACCAACGAGAGGAGGGCAUUUGCUCACAAAAUUAAUCGGACGGUGGCUGCAGAGGUCAGGAAGCAGGUAUCCAGAGAGUAUGGCUCCCCUCAGCUGUCCAAAAAACGAGGAGCACACCAACCUGUGCCACUGACAGAGGUGGUGGAGCCUGUGGACUAUGAGGAGUAUGUGAGUAGCCACGCCCCUGGGGCGGAGCCUUGCCCCCUCAGACAGCUGAUGGAGUUCCCCCCAGACGACCUGGAGCUCCUCCUGCAGGACAGAGAGUGUACUACACUGGAGCCCCCUCUGCCCGAGGAGGACACAUUUGACCCAAGAGUGAGAGAUGCCUUGGCUGUCUACACAGAUGACUGGUUGAUCAUUCAGAGGAAGUAUCAGCGUUACAGUACAACCCACACCCCCCACAACUCUGAGCGCCAGAGGGAGAGGCAGCGAGGGCUGGUUAAGCAGACCUUUGAACUGGACGAGGCUGCGGCCACUGACCGCCAGGAUGACCAGGACGAUGCUAAGCGACGGUCAGUCUCUCUGGAUGACACGCCCCGGGGUAGCUGGGCCUCCAGUAUUUUUGACCUGAAGAACUCGUCGCCGGACGCCCUGCUGCCCUCGGUCCUAGAGCGCACAGCUGCAGAGGACAUGGACCGCCGCAACGCUGAGGCCCGCCUGCAGGGGCGCCACUCUGACCUGCUGGGGCUCUUCCCUCCUCCCGACGAGGUCUGUCCCAAAUAAUAAUAUUAAUGUCAU